UUGUCGGCGACUUAAAAAUCACGUCUGCAAAACUCGCGUUUCAAAUUGGAGCAGAACAGCAGAAGCCAAACACGGUCUUCUCAGGUGCCAACAAAAACGAAAGGGUUUAGUAAAAUCAAAACCACAGAGGAAAGGGUUUUUGGGUCUAGUUGUCUUCUUCUUCUCAUGGCCUUCUCGAGAAUUGCUCUUCUUUGCCAACGAUUCUCUAGACAACAACAACAACAACGCCAACUUCACAGACCAUUCACUACAAAGCUAGAUAACACCAGAUUUCUCUAUCCCAAUCAAUCCAAGCUUGCCCAAAACCUGAUUGCGAUCUUCACAAGACAACCUUUUUCCCCUGACGACCCUGAGCUAUUAAAACUCGCUCCAGAGCUCAACACCAAGGUAGUUGAAACAGUCUUGAAUGAAUUCAAAAGAUGGGGUUUGGCUUAUCUUUUCUUCAAUUGGGCUUCUAAACAGGAAGGUUAUAGAAACGAUAUGUAUGCUUACAAUGCCAUGGCUUCUAUCCUAUCACGUGCUCGACAAAAUGCCUCACUGACGGCUUUGGUUGGAGAUAUUCUGAAUUCUCGUUGUUUAAUGUCUCCCGGAGCGUUAGGGUUUUUUAUUCGGUGUUUGGGUAAUGCUGGGCUAGUGGAAGAAGCAAGUUCUGUUUUUGAUCGAGUUAGAGAGAUGGGUCUUUGUGUUCCUAAUGCUUAUACAUAUAACUGUUUGUUAGAAGCAAUUUCUAAGUCGAAUUCAAGCUCGGUUGAGUUGGUUGAGGCGAGGUUGAAGGAGAUGAGGGAUUGCGGUUUUCAUUUCGAUAAAUUUACUCUUACACCAGUUUUGCAGGUUUAUUGCAACAAUGGGAAGUCCGAGAGAGCUUUGAGUGUUUUUAAUGAGAUUCUUAGUAGAGGUUGGCUUGAUGAACAUAUUUCAACCAUCUUGGUUGUAUCAUUUUGUAAGUGGGGUCAGGUGGAUAAGGCCUUUGAGUUGAUUGAGAUGCUCGAAGAACGACAUAUUAGGUUGAACUAUAAGACAUUUUGUGUUUUGAUUCAUGGAUUUGUAAAGGAGUCUCGGAUUGAUAAAGCAUUUCAGUUGUUUGAGAAAAUGCGUCGGAUGGGUAUGAACCCUGAUAUUGCAUUGUAUGAUGUGUUGAUAGGAGGACUUUGCAAGCAUAAAGAUCUUGAGAUGGCUCUGAGUUUGUAUUUGGAGAUUAAGAGGUCGGGAAUCCCACCUGAUAGAGGAAUACUUGGGAAGCUAUUAUGUUCAUUUUCUGAAGAAAGUGAAUUAAGUCGGAUAACAAAAGUGAUCAUUGGAGACAUAGACACAAAAUCUGUGAUGCUUCUUUAUAAAUCUUUGUUGGAGGGGUUUAUUAGGAAUGAUUUGGUGCAUGAGGCUUACAAUUUUAUUCAGAACCUCAUGGGAAAUCAUGAGUCGGAUGGUAUGUCUGAGAUUGUGAAGCUUCUUAAGGAUCAAAAUAAAGCAAUCCUCCCAGAUUCAGAUUCUCUUAGCAUUGUGAUUGACUGCUUAGUCAAAGCUAACAAGGUGAAUAUGGCAGUGACCUUGUUACAUGAUAUUGUCCAGAAUGGUCUUAUUCCAAGUCUUAUGAUGUACAACAACAUAAUAGAGGGGAUGUGUAAAGAAGGAAGGUCGGAAGAAAGCUUGAAACUCUUAGCAGAAAUGAAGGAUGCCGGAGUUGAACCAAGUCAAUACACACUUAAUUGUAUUUAUGGUUGCUUGGCUGAACGAUGCGAUUUUGCAGGAGCAUUGGACCUGCUGAAAAAGAUGCGUUUUUAUGGAUUUGAGCCAUGGAUAAAGCAUACUACCUGUCUUGUCAAAAAACUUUGCGAGAAUGGAAAGGCUGUUGAUGCUUGCAAAUACAUUGAUGAUGUAGCUGGAGAAGGUUUCCUUCGUCACAUGGUUUCCUAUACUGCUGCAAUUGAGGGUCUCAUAAGAAAUGAGGGAGUAGAUAGAGGUUUAGAGUUAUUCCGAGACACAUGUGCCAAUGGUCACUGCCCUGAUGUGAUUGCAUAUCAUGUAUUGAUAAAGGCUCUAUGUAAAGCGUGUCGAACUACGGAAGCUGAUAACCUGUUUAACGAAAUGGUAUCAAAAGGACUAAAACCUUCUGUUGCUACUUAUAACAGUAUGAUAGAUGGAUGGUGCAAGGAAGGUGAGAUUGACCGGGGCCUGUCUUGUAUAGUGAGGAUGUAUGAGGAUGAGAAAAACCCUGAUGUUAUUACUUACACUAGCUUAAUACACGGGCUAUGCGCUAGCAGAAGACCUAGUGAAGCAAUCUCUCGUUGGAAUGAAAUGAAGGGCAAAGAUUGCUAUCCAAAUAGAAUUACUUUCAUGGCACUUAUUCAGGGUCUUUGCAACUGUGGCUGGUCUAGUGAAGCCUUAGUUUAUUUUCGUGAGAUGGAAGAAAAGGAAAUGGAGCCUGAUUCAGCUGUUUACUUAUCCCUCGUAAGCUCUUUUCUGUCAAGUGAAAACAUCAGUGCCGGGUUUGGGAUAUUCAGAGAAAUGGUUCAUAAAGGAAGAUUUCCGGUUUCAGUAGAUAGGAACUAUCUGCUUGCAGUUGAUGCUACAAGUAAGUUUGUGGAAGACUCUAGGACGUCAUGCUAUCUUACUUGUCUAAUAAAAGACGGCAGAAUUCCAAUUCUAGCUGUUGUGAGUAGAAAAUGAGGCAAACACUUCUAAUUGAAACAGGGGAUACUUACCAAAAUUGGUUGCAGAGCUUUUCAUCUAAUGAUUUGGUAAAAGCUCAGUUUUGAAACCCAUAAGAAGGUAGCUCCUUGUUGCUUAUCUUGGUAUGAUGCCAUGGACCCAGCUCCUUACAAGGUUUCGCGAGUUAUUCUUGAUGAGACUAUACGCAGAGGUUCCGUAUAUCUGGAUCAGUAGUACUUCAUUGGCUCUUUAAGCUAUGAUUUAAACAAACCUGUUGCAGAAACUUCUGAUAUUCAACACCUGUUCUCAACGAGUUACUCAUAGUUCUGCCCACCGCAAUGUUCAAGCUCAUAUAGUUGCAUUUGGAUCCAAAUUGCAGAUGAAAUUCAAGAUAUUGACCUGAGAUGCAUGCCAGGAUUAGCCAGCUGGAUAAAGCAGUAAAAAAGCUUUUUGUCAAUGGAAUCCGGAGGUUAGCUUUGCGCUUUGUCUGUUUAGUUUUGUUAAAUUUCAUACUAAAUCUCUUUCAGUCAUCCAACCAUUGUAGAAAAUAACUCGGAAUCCACCAUUCUCUGUAUUUGUCUGUUAAUAAAAAAAUUUCUUUGUAAA
Molecule: messenger RNA, 3252 nt
Organism: Arabidopsis lyrata subsp. lyrata
Lineage: Eukaryota; Viridiplantae; Streptophyta; Magnoliopsida; Brassicales; Brassicaceae
Product: putative pentatricopeptide repeat-containing protein At5g08310, mitochondrial
Exons: 2
Coding region: 166-2664 (832 amino acids)
Molecular function (GO): protein binding
Source: RefSeq, a predicted model, not a curated record